Schistosoma turkestanicum is the source of this 2695-nucleotide messenger RNA. Lineage: Eukaryota; Metazoa; Platyhelminthes; Trematoda; Strigeidida; Schistosomatidae. The record is from the annotation of a GenBank genome assembly.
AUUAGAUUAUUCACCGUUUUCACAUACUUAACAGUUAUAUUCAUUCUUACCAGUUUUCUCAUGUUUCAACCACCGGAAGACAAUCAUUCUUACGUUUCGUUAUCAAGCAUACAAUCAAGAUCGUCCACUCUAACCAAUAAUUCACGAAGAAGAAACAAGUUUCCUCAUCGUAUUUUUGAUACUUUUCAAAAAUGGGCCUUUAAAUCAUCCAGUCAAAAAACGUCUCACACGUCGAGUGUUUCUUCACUGAACUCAAGUCGUUUAUUAAAUGAAAGCGAAUUAAGUGACAGCUCUGAUCUGACAUCUUUCACCAUAUCUGAACGUGAAGAAAGCAUUGUUUCCGAAGUGAUUCGUAACCGUAAGCAACUGGAAUCAUUAGUUUGUGGUCAUUCUGAUUUUGUUCGCAAUCACGACUCACAGUCCAUCGAUCCAGGUAUAGUUGUGGUUCUGUUUGUUAUUCUUAGGUGUUGUUCACUGUUAUAUAUCGGCUUUAGAAAUGGCUGAACUGGAAUUACGAAGUCAGGUCCCAUUAAAUUCUAAUGAGAUGUUACAAGUGAAAGAAGUUAAUCAUUCCAAGAAUAGUCUAGGUCGGAUACUGAGCGUUCGUAAUCCAUAUAGGAGAAUGAGACUACUCAGCCCCUCACCGUGUAUUUUGAUCUCAAAUGGGAGAAUGUCAAAUUCGAAUAUUGAAGAGGAUGCGCGACUGGGGUUCGCAAAUUUACCCGAACAGAUGCACAGGAAAGCUGUCAAAAAGGGCUUCAAUUUCACUUUGAUGGUUGUCGGUGAAAGUGGUCUGGGCAAAUCAACUUUAAUUAACAGCUUAUUUGUUCAAGAUUUAUACAAAGACAGAGAAAUUAUUGAGGCAAAUAAUCGUAUUCAAAGCACAACUCAAAUUGAAAAACGCCAAAUCGAAUUAGAUGAGCGUGGAGUCAAGUUACGUCUUACCGUUGUCGAUACUCCCGGCUUUGGUGAUGCUGUGAACUGCACUGACUGUUGGAAACCAAUUGAAGAUUACAUUGAUAGCACAUUUGAACAAUAUUUUAAAGAUGAAUGUGGUUUAAAUCGUAAAAAUAUUCAUGAUCAUCGAGUUCAUUGUUGCUUGUAUUUCAUAUCACCAUAUGGUCAUGGUUUACGUCAAAUAGAUGUUGAAUUUAUGCGCCGUCUUCAACAUAAAGUUAAUAUAGUCCCUGUAAUAGCUAAAGCUGAUGCAUUGACUGCUAAUGAAUUACGUGCAUUCAAAGAACGCAUAAUGGCAGAUUUUGAUCGAUAUAAAAUUGAUAUUUAUCGCUUACCUGAAUGUGACAGUGAUGAAGAAGAUGAAAUUAAACGUUUGGAUAAAGAAAUUAAAGCUGUUCUACCUUUCGCUGUUGUCGGUAGCAAUUGUGUGAUUGAUUUGGAUGGUAAUCGUCGAGCUCGUGGUCGACAAUAUCCUUGGGGAUCAGUUGAAGUUGAGAAUAGUCGUCAUUGUGAUUUUACAAAGUUACGUAUUUUCUUGCUAAAGACACAUAUGCAAGAUUUAAAAGAUAUGACAUUGGAUGUGCAUUACGAAAAUUAUCGAGCGAAAUAUAUCACUGAACGGAUGUCUAAACGUCAAAGUGAUCGUCGUGAAGGUGUUGGUGCUGGAGCAUUGGCAAGAUUAGAAAAAGAGGGUGGGACUGGCUUUGAGGCUAUUGUUGAUCAAGAUAGUUUACUAAAGCAAAAAGAAGAAGAGCUUCAAAGAAUGCAACAACUAAUGAGUAAAAUGCAAGAACAGUUGAAACGUAAUACCAAUGUUGUGCCGAACGCAUCAGUCAGUUUAAAUAAUGGUACAAGUAAUGUUCAGUCUUCGCCUAUUCCUGCAACUGGUCCACAAGCGUCUUGAACACGUAAAGCGUACAGUCUGGCUAGGAUUCAAAAUCAUAAUUUUAUUACUUUGCUUAGAAUUCAAUUGAUUAGGUGGGAGAACAGUCAGUAUGCUAAUGAUAAUUAUUUUAUCGCCUGUACUUCAAAAACUGCUUCUUUCUCUAAAUUUAUACUAUGUUUAAUUAUCUGUUUACUCAUAUAUCCAAUUACCGGUUUCAUAUAAUUUUACUUCAAAAAGCAGACAGAUAUUCUUUUGCUCUUAAUGAACCAAAUGGGUCAUUUAUUCCUAAUUUUUAAUUAUCUUUGCGCUUCAUUAAUAAUAAAGUAGAAGAAAGUUUUCUCUACUACUACUAGUACUUUUGCUUUUUGCAGUUCAUUGUAAAAUUAUUUCUUCUCUUUCCUUAAUUGGUCAGGAAUGUGCAUUUUUUUCUUAUUCUUAAUUAAAACAGGCUAGUCGACUACAUUUUCAUUCAUCUAGUCUAUCUUCAAAAUCUAUUUUACUCUCUCGUUACUACAAGUUCAGUUACACUUUGUUCACUAAGAAAUCAUGUAUUUGUUAUUUGAUGUGAAAAUGCUGUAUAUUUCUGUUCACGUACGCAUUUUCAUAUUUUUUGCUUUUUCACUUCGUUUGUUUUAUAUUUUGGAGUAAUAACUAAGAUAUUAGGUACAAUAAACCAUGCUUAUCAAUGUCAAAUGAUUGUCAGUUUUAAAAUACUUAUCAUGCUCAGUUAUUCAUGUCUACUUUGUUAAUUAAAUUUUUUUCCUUUAAUGUACUUCGCUGUUCGCAUUUAACGGUUUCCUGUGAAAUAUUUGCAUACCCUUCCACUUAAUAUAUAAUUGGAAGUGUUUGAAA